AUGGAGGAAGCUGGAGGGCAGGCCGACCCUCCUCCUUCUCCUGUGGAGGCCGCACGCCGAUCUAGGUUCGUGCCCGAGUACCACCGACCCAAGUCAUCCAGACCAAGGCCGCGGAGUGCGCUAGAAAAAGAACCUCCAGGAUCGGGAGAUCCCGCGUCUUUGCUCCUUGGAAGCGAGCAUGGGUCGGCUUGGGAUAUUCUGCAGUGGGUGAACACCAUCCUCGGACGUAGCCCUGCCCUCACAGCUACUUCUGCGCCUGCUACUCCUUCCGCUCCUAUUGGUGCAAACGUCAGCCGUACCGCCGGUGCCACGAGGGAUGAUACCGGUGGGGGUGGGUUCUGCGAGCUCUGCUUCGUACCCCGCCCAAAGGGCAAUCUAGUCGGCGGCGGCGGCGGCGGCGGCGGCUUCGGCAGACCCCGCCGCAAUCGACCGGCUGGAGAGAGGGCAGUGAAAGGCUGGCCCCUAAAAAGCGGUGGCAGCAGUGAGAAGCUCGUCGGUGGCGAUGAGCGUGGGUCUGACCAAAAUGAGGUGGCCGGAAGCAGGGAGGCCGAGGAACCGAAGUUUAGCCUGCGCGAGGCGAACCUGUGGAGAAAGUUGCUGCAGCUUAAAGAGCUCCCGACGCAGGACUCCUUGGCGGUGUUUCCUACGGGGCUGGACACGGUAGCAAUGAAGGCGAUGCUGUGCGGCACAGAGCCGCGUCUGCUUUCGGGCCUUGUGCGGUUCCUCAUGGAGUGCGACGAGGCUUUGGUGAUGCGCCAGGACGACCACCUGAACCCGCUCUACUCCCACUCUCCGAGGAGAACAAAUGGUGUUGGAUUCGUGCCGGAGGUUGCCGGACGAGGCCCGGCGCAGUCAGGGCUCUCAAACGGCAUCGUCCCAGGGAACGUCCACCAAUGCCCUCCCCGCUCCGCGGUGAAAGAAACAGCAGUGCCUGCGACCCCCCCAGCGGCAGCCGCUGGAGCGGCACCUGCCGCUGCAGCAGCACCUACAGCCCAUGCCACCACGAGACCAUCGGCUCGUCCCCUUUCCGACGACGCAGCGUCAGCCGUGCCGGCGAUGAGUCACGACGAGGCGGUCGUGUGCUCUCCAGUGCACCCAGCUACCGUCGGCCGCCCGGCGCCCGAGCCGGUCGGGAUGCCGCCGCGAGUCGCCGGAGCCAAGCGGCCGUCGGACGGGGGUAACCAGGCGGACUCCGCCCAAGGCGUCGUCGAGGGCGUCAGGCUCGCCCGGCAGAUGUGGGAGCGGCGAUCGAAUAGUGCGAGGGAGCUGCAGCAGGAGGGCCGCAGGCGUCUUGGUAGCGGGAGCAGAGACUCCCGGGAGAGGGCUCGCGUCCACCAGGAACGCCCUUCCGCGGAGUCGAUGCCCGGGUCGGGAGUGGAACACAUGAAGGCCAUGUUUGAGAAGAGGAACGUAGCCCCCUCGACGGAACGCAAAGACCCCGGCGUAGGGACAUCCGGAAGGGGCGAGACUGGAGGAGAGAGAGGAGGCACUCUGUUUGCUACCUCGAGAAUACCGUUGUCGGUUCGAGGCGCGAUCCAACGGUCCGGCUCCUUGCUGGCCGGUAUGUACACGCCGGCGGAGGCUUGGACCUCCGCUGCCGUGACGCCAUCGCCAGCGGGGUCGGCAAAGCCGUUGGAGGGGCGAUGGGCCCCGGCACCCGUUGCCACUGCAGCUGCGGUAACCACCGCCACGAGUGGAGAAAAAACGUCCCCGAAUUUUGAGCGUCGGGUUGUUCCGGCUGCCAUCAGCUGCGGCAGCGGCGGCGGCGACAGUAGUAGAGUACCUCCGCUGCCGGUAAAAGCGUCAACGGCGGUUGACGCGAGCGGUGGGGCAGCUCCUAGGGAGGGCGGUGCUGGCGUUAGGAGUCGGGUCGUUCCGCCGCCGGCGAAGCCCUUGGACACGAAGGAGAGACCAGUGAGGGAACGAGCAAUCGGUAUUGUCAGUGAAGCUGCUAGAGGCAGUAGCUGCAGUAGCGGUAGCACCAGCACCACCAGCAGCAGCAAGAGCAAUCCGUUUUCGAAGGCAGGAAGAGAGAGGUUGGCCGUGGGAAUGGGAGGGGUGGUGCAAGCCACAGACGACCGGGGGGGGCACCAGCCGGUGAAUGGGGAGAAGGGUAGAACAAAGGAAGGGGCAUUGGCGGAAGAAACCAAGGGGUUAGACCGCGGGGCAGAAGCAAGGCCCUCAACAGCUGACCAAGUUCUGGGACCGCCGCAACGGCAGUCGGGAGGGGAUGGCGGGACGGCAGGGCAAGGCGACCGACAACUGACCUCCUCCCCACCGGUCCACCCCACCGCCGGCGUUGACCGCGCCAUGAGUAGCGAUGGUGGUGGCGAGGUGGUCCUUGGUUCGAUGGUCGCCGAGGGCCAGGGUACGAGAGAUAGCAGGAAGCCGCUCGCCGCCAAGAAAAGCAGGGCGUUGAGCCGAGACGAGAUAUUCAAGUUCGGCGUCCUCGGUCCGGUGAGCAUGGAGAGCGAGAGCGUGGGCAGCGGGGAGGGAGACGAGGAUGCCGCUGACUCCUGCGUCGGCGUGGGUGACGACAAGCUCGGACGGGGGGGAGAGGGCGCGUCUCAUCUCCAUCCUCGUAGUUUCGCGGAGGGCGAGAGUGAGGACCAUCCAGGUGGGAAGGUGGGUACGUCUUCCGCCGUUAAGGAGACCGUCCUCAACGGGAGUGAGGCAGCUGUUUGUGACGGCGCGGACGAGCUCGACCGUGCCCGCGGCGAAGACGCCACUGAUUCCGGUGCUGCGGAUGUCGCCGCUGCCGGUGCUGCUGAGUCGUGCGAAGAAGCGGCACCUUUUCCGGCGGCGGUGGCGGUUGCGUGCGAGGCUUCGCCGCAGCCGAUCGAAUCUGAGGAGAAGAGCGGAACAAAGGAAGCGUUACAGGUUGCGAAGGAAGAAAAGGAAGAGGGCGUGCUGGCGGUAGCAGCAAAGGCUAGCGGUUCUGCAAUAGCGGACGACCUGAGUGCUCCACCAGAUACGUCGGACGUGAAAGACCGCUCGGGUAUGCCCGUGCCCGUCGCUGAGGGUAGCCAGGCAACCGGGUCGCGUCCCGCAGAUGUGACGUUGGCGGGGGCGUCGUCGAGAGCAUCGCAUGGGUUUGACACACCGCCUUCUCCCUUGAGAGAAGAUGACUUUGCCGGAAGCAGCCCAAUGACGACCCCGUCCCCCCCCGCCGUCAUGGAAAAGCUGUCCUACCAUGGGCAACGCCAAGGCCGGAACACACCUGGGCCUUUGACGAGGACGCCGUCUUUCGCCUCUUUCCUUGCGUUUGAUGGUGGGCAGGGCGGCGGCGGUGCCGAUGCUGGCCUCCCGCCGCCUGUGCCCUCACCGUCAGGCGCGAACACGGAGAAAGCGGUUGCGGAGGACAGCAGUGCUUCGGCGACGGGGGCGGCCGUCGCGGCGGUGGCGGCGGUAGCAGCGACGUUCGCGGCAGCGGACAGGUUUACGCCCGCGGGUAGCAGCAGUUCCUCCAUCUGCUUGUCCGCGAGUGCUGUGGACGACUCCGACGACGGGGAGAUGUACAUGACCCCCAAGACCAGGAGCUCCCCCGUGCUCUGGCCGGCGGUGAGCAGCGAUGGCGGGGAUGUGGAGAAAGCGGUCGUUGUUGUUGGCGUGGCGACGGGAGGUGCUGGGGUCGUGCGCGACGACGGCUCAUCAAAGGACGUGGCUUCUGCUUCGCCGAAGGCGAACGCAGAAGGGACGAAGGCAGCACUGGCACCGCGCCGAAGCUUCUUCGACGGCCCCCCACCGCCGGCUGUGGUGACCGCUGCUUCUACCACUACCACCGCCUCCGCCGCUGCUGCUCCUUCUGCAGGUGGGGCUUCUUCUGGUAGCAACGCCACAAGUGGCAGCGAAGUGCAGGACAGAGGGCACGGUUCUGCUAGCAGCGCCACAAGUGGCAGCGAAGUGCAGGACAGAGGGCACGGGGUCAGGGACCAGGACGAAGCUAGGCUGCUGUCGAUAACGUCUUUCCGAGAGCUCGGCAGCGACAGUGCCGUGGGCGCCUCAUCGUCUUCGCCGGGAUCGCCCGCAAGCUCUUCGAGAUUACCCCAAGCGGCGGUCCAGGAGGACGCGGCGGCCGAAGACGCAGCCGAAAAAUCGCCGCCAACGCCGCCGCCGCUGGGGGCAGCGGGAGCUGCUUCCAAGCCAGCGCCGGCCGCCGUGAAGGGGAUCGCGUCGAGGGGCUGCGCGACGAGAUCGCCGUCUCGUCGCGUUGGCCCGGCGGCGGCGGGGCCGGUUUCGGGGUCCCCCCCGCGCCAACAGCCGUGCUCCGGGUCCCCUCCCAAGCCCGGUGUGCCACCACCACCCCGCGCGCGCGGCGGGGCGCCUGCCCCCCCCGGGUCACCGGCAGUGAGGCCCGGGUCACCGGCAGCAGCUGCAGCGGCGCCGGCGGCAGCAGAGGAGACCGCAGCUCGCCACUCCCCAACGGAACGGCAGCCGCAUAACGUGACGUCUUCCCUACGCGUGACCGGGUCCUCGUGGUCGACGCCAGCUUCCGCCCGGUCCCCGCGGAGGCGGGCGUCGCUGUCGCCGGGGCCCACCAGGAUGCAGGCGGGGGGGGCGUCCUCGCGGGACCCACGGCCGAGCUGCUUGCCGGGCCAGCACGGAAACGAGGUGGGCGUUUGUAACUUGUGCGGUAGAGGUGGUGGCGGUUGCGGCGCUCGCGGGAGAGGGUUCGCCGCUCUGCAGGCCGCCUCAAGCGAAAGCACCCGCCAUAACCUCCUCGUGUCACCUCCCAUGCCGCAGCAGCGGGAGGGGGGAGGGGAGGGAGCGGGGGCGGCAAGGUUUGCGCCAGCCAUCAGUUCACCUCUCUCGAAGACGGCGUACGGCGGCAGUGACCCAAUCGUGAACGUCGGCGGUGCAAGCCGCAGUAGCGGUAGCAAGCCAGCGUGGGACGGCGGCAGGAUCUGCGACCUGGAGCCUCUCGCCCGCGAGCUGCCGGCGUUCUUGACCCGAGCGGUGGGACUCUCGGGAAGCUUACGGGCUCUCGCGGCGUGCCAGGCGGUGAGCCGGGCUUGGCGGGAUGCCCUCGGCUUCGGCGAGGAACGCGGCAAGGACUUGUUCGGGGGCAUUGUGCGCUCGUCGGGUGUGCCUGCGAGCCUCCGCCCCGCGGUGUGGCAAAUGCUCGUGCAACGGGCCGUCGCCGGCGGGGGCGGCGGCGGCGGCGACGGCGAUAAGGAUCGUCGGGUCAGCAGUGGCAGUAGUAUUGCUGGCGGCGGCGGCAGCGGUAGCGGGAGCAUCUGUGGCAGGGACUCGUUCUCGUCGUGCUCGUUCUCGUCGUCGCUGAGCUCGUUCGCCCAGCUGGUCGAAAUCGGCAGGGCCGGGCCCCACGCCGCCCUUAUCGCGCGCGACGUGCCCCGGGCGUUCGGCGCCGUGGCCCCCCACAAGCGCCGUGAGAGCGGCGACGGCAGCCGAAGCACGAUCACUCCCGGCAACAACAAUAGCACACGGCGAGGCUCGGCGUCGGCGACGGCCACGCCGAGAUCGACGGCGGCGGCGACUAGCACACCCAGGCCGGGGGGCAGAAGGCGCAUGACCAUGGGGGGUGCCGGGGGUGGAGGCGGUGGAGGCGGUGGAGGCGGUGAAGACCGUGGCGGCGGCGGCGACGGGCUAGGUUUUUUCGGCGGCGCGCUGACCAACCUUCUGGUCGGCAACUGGAGACACGACGACGACGAGCUGGUUGGCGCCAGGGGCACAGGCACCCCGCCGAGGAGGCGGGGCUGGGGGACAACCCCGCACCGCCGACGGGCGUCGCUGCAGGGGGAGAACGGGGGCGGAGGGUUCAACGACACCGGCGGCGGCGGCGGCGGCGGCCCGUUCUCGUGGCUGAACCCGGGCGUGAGCCCGGGCACGGGGCCGGGGGCCCGGGUCGCCGCCGGUGGAGCGAGCCCGUCGCGGGAGCCGGCAGGAGGAGGCUUCACGCUCGCUUCCUUCCCGCUCUCUCCGUUCCGUAGAGACAACGACGGCGGCGGCGGCAAAGGUGCUGCGCGCCGUCUCCCCCCUCAUUCUCCCGCCCCGUCCGCCCCCGAUCCGUCGUCGGACGGGGUGGGGGCCAGGAUUAGGGCCUCGCCGCCGAGGAGCUCAAGGCGGAUGACGAUCGGCAGCGGCGGGGGCGGCGGCGACGGCAGUAGCGGCGGUGGUUUAACGCCCAGGCAGCAGACGGAAAAGACGGCUGGCAGACGGGGGUGGUCGCCGACGGUUGUCCCCGUCACCAGCGGGAACGCGGCGGCGGCGGCCAGCGGUGAGCAGCAGGCGGCCGGAGCAGCCGGGACAACAACACCUGCGCGGCAGGAGGCAGGGGUAGAGACAGCAGUAGCGGCAGAAGACGACGCCGCCGUGCUGGAGAGGCUCGACGACGCCUGGGCCGCGGUGCCGGUGGGGUCCAAGAGGCGGUGCCUCGAGAACGUUUUGCUUGCCAUCGCCGCUAGAUUUCCGGCCGUGGGUUAUUGUCAGGGCAUGGACCGCUUGCUCAUCAUGCUGAUGAUGCUCUACUUCGUCCCGCCCGAAGACACCAAUACUGCCGUGGGCCCCGCGGCUGUCGCACCCAAGCUCACCGCGAGGACAGUACAAGCGGUAGCAGCAGCCGCAGCGCAGGCGCCGGCGCCGCCGCUGCUAUCGUCGAGCGGCGCCCGAGCGAGUGAGAACGCCGCCGCCGCCGGCGGUAGCGGCAACGGGGAGCUGUUGCUGGUGGUCGACAAAGACGCGGCUGGUGACGACGACGACGGAGCCCCGUCCCCGGCUUCCGUUAACCUAGAUCCCCCUCCAACCCCGACGGCCUCCGCUGGCAUUCCCGCCGAUACCGUAGUAGGCGGGACGGGUACGGAUGUUGCCACCGCCGCCGACGCCGCCGGGGUCCGGGGUUCCGAGAAUGCGCCGCCGCCACCGGCUCCCCCAUCCCCUGCUGUCUUGGCCCCGUCUUCUGCGUCACCGCCGACGCCCCCACGGCCGGCAGCUCGGGGGAGGGCAAUGCUACUGGGAGAACGGGUGUACGCGGUGUUUUCCGGCCUCUUCGAAGGGUUUCGGCUGCACGACCUCUACGUGCCGGACAGGGGUGGGGUGUUCGUCUGCACGGAGGUGCUGACUCUUCUUUCGGGGCGUCGCCUACCCGCGCUGGCCGCCCACUUCGAUAGCAUCGACUUUUCCAUCGACAUGGUGGCGAUGGGUUGGUUCCAGACCCUCUUCGUGUACCUGCACGCCAUGCCGCGGACAACGGUGAGGCGCAUCUGGGACUGGUGGCUAUCCUCGGGAGACUUCGAGGCGAGUACAGUCUUUUUUCGUGUUUCGAUGGCGCUGCUGGAGCUGAGCGAGGAGCACCUUCUUGCUCUUGACGUUGACGGGACCGUGGAGUACUUCAACAACUUCCCGGAACCGAGCGUGCUGUCGCCGGACGUCCUCCUCCCCGCGGCCGCCGCCGUGGAGGUGGAGGAUGGGGAGCUCAUGUAUUUAGAGCUGCAGGUGCGGCAAAGGGAAAAGCUGGAGGUACCGUCGGUUACCCAGCUCAUGCUGCGCCCGGUGCUGUGAUCCAUUGUUGCCCCGGUCCGUGGACGCCCGCCCGUUUCUUCCCAACAGCUCCACCUUGGUUGAUCAUUCUGCGUUAUACCUACUGGUUGCUUUGCAGCGCCGCGGGACAAGGCUGAGACGUGAAGGGGAUCAUUUUGCGGGGUUUUCGUUCACAUAAGAUGAACACCCCUCGGCUCUCUCUUUGUAGGGUUGAAAAAUCCACGUGCGGUGCGUUGCCCACUUGCCUCUUUUUUUUUAGCUUAGGUCUUGAGCAGCGCGCACCCUUCCGUCGUCGCAGCAGCGUUUUUGGGUGUUGCGUUGUUUUCGUGGGAGGCGUGUUUUUGCGGGGUGUGGGGUUCGGUUCGGUUUCUGUGUCGUGUUCGGGGAGUGAGUGUGAGUCCCAUGCUUGGAGACGAAACGGAUGAGGGACCGCGAUCAUCGAGUUUUUCGGGAUUUUGUGGAGGUCGGUGCAUGUGGCACUAAUAUCGUGUGUUUCUUUGCGCGUGUCUGUCGGUCGAAUUGCCGCUGCUCUUGUCUGUGGUUCCCGCUCAGAGCGCGUGGGAGGCUCACCCAAGGGGUUUUACCAGGCGGUUGGGGGAGUCGAAAGCUGUUUUUGAUGUUGGCAAGGGUUCGAAAAGGUAGAAUUUUGAGCAUGUUUUGGACGCAAUUUUUGCUGCCAUAUGUGUUCCGCACCAGAUGACGUGUAGUUUCUACACGAUGUCGUCACUAUCCGUGCGUUUUGACAGGUGUUUCUGUGAAUGAUUGCUGAUUGUUUUUUGUGUCAUUGUGCAUGGUGUGCUUCCCAUUCUCCUUUGUAGGCGGUUGGGGGGUGGGGGGGUGAGAGAAGGAGACAAGACGACAACAAACGACCGUACUGUGAAAAGGGAAACAAUGAGGCGGUCGGUGGCAUAUAUCCCUGGUUCAUUUUCAGAAGAGUGUAGUUUUUUUUUUUUUUGUUUCGUGAACAUAUCUUUAGAGCUUUGUUUGGGUGAUAGAAAAUGGCACAUAGACGGCACGGCGACGGCGCUGAAGUCGGCGCGCGUGUUUUUGCCAAACGGCGUGCUGCUGCCUGGCUGUUCGACAGCACUGAGGAAAUUGUAAUUGUUAGCAAGCCCUGAAGGAAGUGCGUAAGUCCAUGUGCGCGGCUUGGCUUACUCGAUGUGAGAUGCCGCUGCACUGACUGUGUAAGUACAUAGGGCAUGCUUGGGGAAUGAGUGUGGGCGAUUGUUUGUGGGGUUACGUCUGAUUUCUGCUGUUGUUUGAUUCGAGGCCAUAGUUAGAAAGAGUAUGUUGAUUUUUUUUUCACGUCUUGUUCCGUCAACGCUGCCUGUUAUUUGUUGUAAGAUUCGUUUGGUGUGCUACAGCAAGCAGCUAAUGCGAUGGGAGUUUGUCAUGGGCACACAGAAAGCGCGGUGGCUUCGAACGGGCUCACGUCGAUGUCUGGAUAGCAUACAUACACAAGUCUCGUGCUGUACGUUGUUUGGUCGUGGUGCCUGAAAUCACGUUCCAUCUUUUGGGAUUGAAUACUGAUAGCGUGCACGUCUGAUCGACAAUCUGUGUACGCCGACGCUUCUGUGUGUCGCAGAUGUUUCAGACGUUCGGGUCCUUUUGGGAAAUAUGGAAGCUUUCAAGGAGAGCCCGUCGAAGCGACUGUGUGGCAUCGCAUGAUGAAGGUUGUGGUAAAAGUUCAGCACAUUUCAGAGAUCGCGUCUGCCGGUUGGCAGGUGAACAUCAGCCAAGCUUUUGUGAAUGACUUUCAACCGCCGUCGAAGGCGUUGUACCCGG
This is a messenger RNA of Ectocarpus sp. CCAP 1310/34, 9282 nucleotides long. Lineage: Eukaryota; Phaeophyceae; Ectocarpales; Ectocarpaceae. The record is from the annotation of a GenBank genome assembly.